This is a messenger RNA of Lemur catta (Ring-tailed lemur), 1455 nucleotides long. RefSeq names its product electron transfer flavoprotein subunit alpha (gene ETFA). The transcript is spliced from 12 exons. Gene Ontology annotation, cellular component: mitochondrion. The record is from RefSeq and is a predicted model, not a curated record. The coding region runs from base 100 to 1101 and encodes 333 amino acids. NCBI's taxonomy places the organism in Eukaryota, Metazoa, Chordata, Mammalia, Primates, Lemuridae. Gene Ontology annotation, molecular function: electron transfer activity; flavin adenine dinucleotide binding.
UUUGCGCGUCUCGCGAGCGUUGGGGUGACUGGCGGAGGCCGUGCUGCCAGGUUCGGCUCUCGGCGACUGCGAGGCUGGGGUGCAGCGAGAGCGGAGACCAUGUUCCGAGCGGCGGCUCCGGGGCGGCUCCGGCGGGCGGCUUCGUUGCUACGAUUUCAGAGUACCCUGGUAAUAGCUGAGCAUGCAAAUGAUUCCCUAGCACCCAUUACUUUAAAUACCAUCACUGCAGCCAAAAGUCUUGGAGGUGAAGUGUCCUGCUUAGUAGCUGGAACCAAAUGUGACAAGGUUACACAAGAUCUCUGUAAAGUAGCAGGUGUAGCAAAAGUUCUGGUGGCUCAACAUGAUGCGUACAAAGGCCUCCUUCCAGAGGAACUGACGCCAUUGAUUCUGGCAACUCAAAAGCAGUUCAAUUACACACACAUCUGUGCUGGAGCAUCUGCCUUUGGAAAGAACCUUUUGCCCAGAGUAGCAGCCAAACUUGAUGUUGCUCCAGUUUCUGAUAUCAUUGCAAUCAAGUCACCUGACACAUUUGUGAGAACUAUUUAUGCAGGAAAUGCGUUGUGCACAGUGAAGUGUGAUGAGAAAGUGAAGGUGUUUUCUGUUCGAGGAACAUCUUUUGAAGCUGCGGCAACAAGUGGAGGUAGUGCCGGUUCAGAAAAGGCAUCAAGUACUUCACCAGUGGGAAUAUCAGAGUGGCUUGACCAGAAAUUAACGAAAAGCGAUCGACCAGAGCUAACAGGUGCCAAAGUGGUGGUAUCUGGUGGUCGGGGUUUGAAGAGUGGAGACAACUUUAAGUUGUUAUAUGACUUGGCAGAUCAACUGCAUGCUGCAGUUGGUGCUUCCCGUGCUGCUGUUGAUGCUGGCUUUGUUCCCAAUGAUAUGCAAGUUGGACAGACAGGAAAAAUAGUAGCACCAGAACUUUAUAUUGCUGUUGGGAUAUCUGGAGCCAUCCAACAUUUAGCUGGGAUGAAAGACAGCAAGACAAUUGUGGCUAUUAACAAAGACCCAGAAGCUCCAAUUUUCCAAGUGGCAGACUAUGGAAUAGUUGCAGAUUUAUUUAAGGUAGUGCCUGAAAUGACUGAGAUAUUGAAGAAAAAAUGAAUCAUGAUCACAUCUUAAGAAGAAAAAGUAUGUCAGAGUAUUCAGCUGGACUCAUGGAACUUCAUGGAUGUCAUAACAAUCAUUGGAAAGCAUGAAAGAGCUACAUUUCAGAAUUUGAGGAAAAAUUUCUAAAACAUGCCAGAAUGCUUUUUUAUGGGAUUAUUAUUAUGUUUUUUUUUAAUCAUUUGUGGUUCUAAACAAUUAUUUUUUGAAAUUUUCUAAUUAUCUAGCAAAUCUAUAAUAAAGCCUUUCCAUAAAUCUAUAAUAAAGCCUUAAACGCUAUCGGAAAUAUGCCUAGCCUCUGAAAGAAAGAGAAAAUUGAAGAGAGGGAAUAAAAAUUCAUUUAUUAUUUUU